AUGGCACAAGUCAAGGCAGAACCGAGCCCAGCCAGGCCUACGCCAGCCUCUGCUGCGGACGGUGCUGUCGCGGGUCCAUCCUAUACAUCGGCAUCCAUGCGCCAGACCGAUCUGCUCUCCACCCCGACCCUCCCGCCACCGUUCGGCCCCUCGUCCGCAUACGCGCAAACAUCCCAAGCACGAAACUGGCGCUUCAGCCCCGCUGUCCUCUCGCGCACUCGCUCCGACUGCAACGCUGCCGCUCGGCGCCAGCUCGAAGCGCUCCACACCACUUCCGAUGCGCCCCCGUUCCUGUCUGUGGACGACGAGUUGGCGCUCAUCGCGUACUACCUCGUGAAAGUGGGGCAGAUCGUACACGCGCUUAAGCUACCCGAGCUCGUCGAGGCGACGGCCACCACGUUCGUGAAGCGCUUCUACCUGCGCAACUCGUGCAUGCACUUCCAUCCGAAGAACAUUGUCAUUACGUGCAUCUUCCUCGCGUCCAAGGCGGAGAACUACGCGCUGAACCUGUCCGAAUUUGCGCGCAAGCUCGCGGGCAAGCAAGCGAGCGAUGCGGGCGUGGUAGACGAGUACCGCCGCAUCGUGUUCGACCUAGAGUUUCUCAUCUCGCAGAGCUUGCUGUUCGAGUAUGCGGUCACGGGCGCGCAGAGGGCGCUGUACGGGCUGCUGCUCGACGUGCAGUCGUUGAGCGAGCCGGUGUCCAGGGAGGACCUGCACAAGCUCGCUGCGGACGCGCAUGCCAAGCUGGCCAGCUCACGGCUGACGGAUGCCGAGUUCAUCUACACGCCCUCGCAGAUCGCGCUCGCGUGUCUCCGCGCCGCCUCACCCGCCACGGGUCGACACGUCGUCUCGCAGUGGCUGGACGCCAAAGAAGCCACGGCACGCACCGCCGUCCUGCAAGCCAAGCGCCAGCGCGAAAAGACGCGCGAGCAGGAGGCCGCGCGCGCUGCCAAGGCCAAGAUCGCGCUCGCUCGACGCACAAGAGGCAAAGCAGGCGCCAAGGCGGCCGAGGACGAGCUCGCGCUCGCGUCGGCGCAACCGACACCGGUAGUGGAGUUCGACGAGGCGCUGCUCGAACAGCAGCCGCUCGGCCUGUCGAGGCUCGAGAUUGACGCGGCGCUCGACGGUGUUGAGGCGCUGAUCAACCGGCGCGAGGUGGGCGGGUAUACGGGCGAUGGCAAGGGGGCCGAGGAUCUGGAGAGGAUCAAGCAGAUCGACGUACGCCAGAAACAGUGUAUGACGCUCAUGCUCGCCGCGGAGGAGGGGGACAAGGCGCAGCGCAAGCGACAGCUCGAGGAGGGGGUCAAGGUGGAGCCGGGACAGGGGCAGGGCGAGGGCGGGAAGCGCGCGAGGAAGUCAGCUGUUGGGUUUGACGAUGACGAAGACGAGGAUUUGCCGCCAACGAGCACGGCGGAAGGGUAG
Molecule: messenger RNA, 1422 nt
Organism: Sporisorium graminicola
Lineage: Eukaryota; Fungi; Basidiomycota; Ustilaginomycetes; Ustilaginales; Ustilaginaceae
Exons: 1
Coding region: 1-1422 (473 amino acids)
Biological process (GO): regulation of transcription by RNA polymerase II; regulation of cyclin-dependent protein serine/threonine kinase activity
Cellular component (GO): transcription factor TFIIK complex; nucleus
Molecular function (GO): cyclin-dependent protein serine/threonine kinase regulator activity
Source: RefSeq, a predicted model, not a curated record